ACCGGAUGCUGGCGCGGUUGUCGUGGGCGCGCACGUAUUUCUUUUUUCUGUCCUCGUGCACGAGCGUGAUGUCAGCGCGUCGUCGAGCUCGAAAAAUGUUAGCGUAUGUUGUUGAGUCCGGGAGCAACGAGCAGGAGGCUUCGCUAGGAAGGAAAUAAUCUCGGUUUUCCUUUUCGGGGAAACACACACACACACACACACACACUCUGACACACACUCACACACACACACACACACACACACACACACCGUCGCCGGGUUGUCGGGGUGCGUCGAGCCUGGCUGUAAGUUGGCGUCUUGGGGCCUGAGAGAAAGUUGGUGUGAUUAAUUUAUUUUCUGGAGUGAUGUCGAAUCCUGGGACUCGGAGGAACGGGUCAAGCAUCAAAAUCAGACUGACAGUAUUAUGUGCCAAGAAUCUAGCCAAGAAAGACUUCUUCCGAUUGCCUGACCCUUUUGCCAAAGUUGUCGUCGAUGGCUCAGGCCAGUGUCACUCUACAGACACAGUUAAGAGCACAUUGGACCCUAAAUGGAACCAGCAUUAUGAUCUAUACAUUGGGAAAACAGACUCGAUCACUAUUAGUGUAUGGAACCAUAAAAAGAUCCACAAGAAGCAGGGCGCUGGUUUCCUGGGCUGCGUGAGGCUCCUGUCCAACGCCAUCAGCAGACUCAAAGAUACAGGCUACCAGCGUUUGGAUUUAUGCAAGCUGAACGCCUCAGACAGCGACGCUGUCCGGGGUCAAAUAGUUGUAAGCCUCCAGACCCGUGACAGGAUUGGCAGUGGCGGGCCUGUGGUAGACUGUCGAGGACUGUUAGAAAAUGAAGGGCCCGUCUUUGAGGACUCCGGACCAGGACGGCCUCUCAGCUGUUUCAUGGAGGAGCCUCUGCCCUACUCGGACCCCACAGGGGCUGCUGGUGGGGGCAACUGUCGCGCGCUGGAGUCACCUAAUCAAGAGCAGAGGCUUCAAACCCAGAGAAUCCGAAACCAGGAGUCGAGAAGUCACGCGCACACCCCACAGAACCGGCCACAUGGGCACCAGUCACCAGACCUCCCAGAAGGCUAUGAGCAGAGGACCACCGUGCAGGGACAGGUCUAUUUUCUACACACACAGACUGGCGUGAGCACUUGGCACGAUCCCAGAAUACCACGGGAUCUGAACGGCGUGAGCUGUGAGGAGCUGGGCCCUCUGCCGCCCGGCUGGGAGAUCAGGAGCACGGUGUCAGGAAGGAUUUAUUUUGUUGACCACAAUAACAGAACCACACAAUUCACAGACCCCAGAUUACACCACAUCAUGAGCCAACAGUCUCAGGUGAAGGAGUCAAGCCAGGCUCUGCCAGUGCAGAUGGAUGUUCCUGUGGAGGAAGGUGAAGGAGAGCUGCCUGUGCGUUAUGAGCGAGAUCUCGUCCAGAAGCUCAAAGUGCUGCGCCACGAGCUCUCGCUGCAGCAGCCUCAGGCUGGACACUGCCGCAUAGAGGUGUCCCGUGAAGAAAUCUUUGAGGAGUCUUACCGUCAGAUCAUGAAGAUGAGGCCGAAGGACCUGAAGAAGAGGCUAAUGGUUAAAUUUCGUGGAGAAGAGGGCUUAGAUUACGGUGGAGUGGCAAGGGAGUGGUUGUACCUCCUGUGUCACGAGAUGCUUAAUCCAUACUAUGGCCUGUUCCAGUACUCCACAGAUAACAUCUACACACUGCAGAUCAACCCCGAUUCGUCCAUCAACCCUGACCACUUAUCAUACUUCCACUUUGUGGGGAGGAUCAUGGGCCUUGCUGUGUUUCAUGGGCACUACAUAAACGGAGGCUUCACGCUGCCCUUCUACAAGCAGCUCCUGGGGAAACCCAUCCAGCUUUCUGACCUGGAGACUGUGGACCCCGAGCUCCACAAGAGCCUUGUCUGGAUUCUAGAAAAUGACAUUACAUCUGUUCUGGAUCAUACGUUCUGCGUAGAACACAACGCUUUCGGCAAAUUCCUCCAGCAUGAGCUUAAGCCCAACGGCAGAAACAUCCCAGUGACGGAGGAGAAUAAAAGGGAAUAUGUGAGGCUCUACGUGAACUGGAGGUUCAUGCGAGGCAUUGAGGCCCAGUUCCUCGCUCUGCAGAAGGGCUUCAACGAGCUCAUCCCGCAGCACCUGCUCAAGCCUUUUGACCACAAGGAACUCGAGCUAAUCAUCGGAGGACUUGGGAAGAUUGAUUUGAACGACUGGAAGGCCAACACGCGGCUAAAGCACUGUGUGGCUGACAGUAACAUAGUGAAGUGGUUUUGGCAGGCGGUGGAGUCAUUCGAUGAGGAGAGGAGGGGCAGACUGCUCCAGUUCGUCACCGGCUCCACACGCGUCCCUCUUCAGGGCUUUAAAGCACUGCAAGGUUCUACAGGUUCUGCAGGACCAAGGCUCUUUACUAUCCAUUUGAUUGAUGCCAAUACGGAUAAUUUGCCCAAAGCCCACACGUGCUUCAACCGCAUCGACAUCCCGCCUUAUGAGUCAUACGAGAAGCUCUAUGAGAAGCUCCUGACUGCCGUGGAGGAGACAUGUGGCUUUGCUGUGGAGUGAACUGUUUCGUCCAGCCAGCGUCCACUAACCCGUCUAACAGCCCCUUCAACCCCACUUCUUCUUCUCUCCCUCACUCUUCCUCAGGGUGGACAGAAACGUGCCUCCCUGCAGGCUCGGGCAAAAGGCCGUCUGCACCUCUCCCAGGAGCACAGAGAGGAGAGGCGCUACACCGGGCCACUAACUCGCGCACGCACACGCACACGCACACACACACACACACAGCCUGGGUUUUAUACACACACACACACACACACACACACAUACCAUUUCCAGGCUGCUCAAGGAUUAUUUAUUUCCGUUGUGAGUCAAAUGGCUUUAAUUUGCAUUACGAUGACGACCGGUACCAGAAAAGAGAGAAAAAUCAUCUCUUUUUUUUCUUUGUUUGUUUUGGGAAAAAAAUCACUUGCUCACAUCAUUGAAAUGGUGGAUUAUGGUUUUAUGCCUGAUUGAAAUUCAGCUGAGUUUGCAUCACGUAGUGGCAAAAGCACAUAGAGGUUUUAGACUAAACUGAUCAUGAUGCUUUCUGCUCUGAGGACACGUCUCAGUAACUUUAACUCCUAUUUGUGUUGCAAUAUUCCUGUCCUUUCUGAGCCUGUGGACUUACACAGCGGUCGUAUUUUAAUCUCGGAGAUCUUAACCGUAAACCGACUGACAGACAGACAGACAUGAGGUUUCAUUUUUUUAUACUCGACUUGAAAUCAGUGAUAUGUACAGACAGCACCCCCUUUUCCUUUUUUCAUCUUAUAGAAUGACGGUGUACAUUUCAGUGAUAACCAUCUCUUAUACUGUAUGUCAGCAUUAUUUUUUUAGCUGUUUUAAAUUGAUCGCUUGUAACGUGAAACUAAAAAAAUUUUCCCUAUGAUCAAGACAAGAAUGCUUACCGUGUCUUGGGACCUUUUGGGACCAUUUUAAGAAAUGGCUGCCGUGUGUGUGUGUGUGUGUGUGUGUGUGUGUGUGUGUGUGUGUGUUUUCACUAACAGAAGCACAUCUUUUACGGCUCGUAGAUCACAUACAGUAUAAGGCGUAACAAAGCCCAUCAUGGACAUUUUGUCAAAUGGAAGAAUUUUCCAUAAAUUAAGCCAGUAUUCUUAAUGACUCGUUUUAAGUAAAUUUUAAACUUUGCACAUUGCACAAAGUUUCUUUUUCCUUUGGUUUUUUUUUUUUUUUUUAUUGUUUUUUAGUUUUUUCUGAUCAUCAGAUUUCCUUUUUUUUUUUUUUUUAGAGGUGAAUGAUGCCAUGCACAAAAUAUCAGUUUACAAAAAUGGUUUAUAUUUCAGAUGUCUCCCACAGAGCUACCAGACCUGCGUUCCUUUUCCAUCGCAUGGCCAACUUAUAAACAGUGUGGUAUUUGGAAUCAGAAAUGUUUCAGUGAAGGUUGUGUAGUCCUAAAGUGUAUUUGGACAACGAUGAUUGUUUUAGCAUUAACUGUUUCUUACCGUUUCGGUGCUCCCUUUCACUGCAAGACUUAUUUAUAUAUGCGUCUCCAAACCAACGUCUCGUCCAUGGCACUUUCACUAAAACAUACCGUAACAAUCCCUUCUUUUCGUUCUGAGGAGACAGACUUGUUCUCUGUAGAGCAAAGCCAAUGAUUUAGACAGCCAUGCUCUAGUAAAGUCCUCACAAAUCUGUGUCUCCAGUAUGUUUCUAUUCUCUUCUUAGCUUUGUGGUAUUACUUUUAGGUUUUGCCUUGACGUUAGGUCAGGAGUGUCCAGUCUUAUCCACACAAGGGCCAGUCUCACCACAGGUGUUAAUUCGACUUAAACAACAGCCACACCUGAUCCAAGCCAUCAGUCUUUUAAAGACCAAGACCAACAAGCGGAAGAUGAUGUGUUUGAAUAGAAUAAAACCUGUUGGAUAAGCUCGAACAACCCUGCAUGGCGUUAAGGAUUAACAGCAUUGAGAGGUCUAAGAUUUCAUCAUAGAGUGCUCGGUGUUCAUGGCACCAGUUGAUUCUUUGGAAAAUUGACAUAAUGAGCCAAUUUUUUUAGUUAGGUGUUCCGCAACCACUUGGUCUUUUUUUUUUUUUUUUUUUUUUUUUAAUGAAUUAUUUAUUACUAUGUAAUGUCCUUUUAAGUAUUGCUGCUAUUAUCAUUAUUCCCUGUUUUUCCACAAAAAGCUGUACACUACUCUCUUUAUUUUAAUGUAUGGAUCAAAGUAUUUAAACCUGCUGCUAAUUCAGAGAAGCCUGUCCAUUGGCCUGGAUCGAGUUAGCGUUGAUGUAGGCUGGACCCCGGCGGUCAUUGUUCAUAUUUGUGAUAUAUGCAAUAAAAUGACACCUUUAUAUUCUUG
Messenger RNA from Pangasianodon hypophthalmus (striped catfish), 4829 nucleotides. RefSeq names its product SMAD specific E3 ubiquitin protein ligase 1 (gene smurf1). Bases 345 to 2540 code for a protein of 731 amino acids. Lineage: Eukaryota; Metazoa; Chordata; Actinopteri; Siluriformes; Pangasiidae. The record is from RefSeq and is a predicted model, not a curated record. Gene Ontology annotation, biological process: negative regulation of BMP signaling pathway; ubiquitin-dependent protein catabolic process. The transcript is spliced from 18 exons. Gene Ontology annotation, molecular function: protein binding; ubiquitin protein ligase activity.